AAAAUAAUAUAUUCGAGACAUUGAAAUGAUUAUCACACACACGUGUGCGCUUAAUAACAGUUCUUCGAUUUUUAUUAGCAAUAAUAUUACUGUCUCUUACUAAAAACGACACGAUUAAAAUUACUGAAGAAUAACAUUAAUUAUUAAAUUUUACUGCUAUGAAAUAUUUUAAAGAUAAAAAAUUAUUUAGGCGAGGGAAGAAUCACAAUACUUUUUUUUUAAUGAUUUGAAACUUUUCGCCGUUAAAUGAUAAUAAAGGUUAUGGAAAGUAAUACAAUAGUACGUAGUAGAAAAACUUAGAGACACGAUACAUCUUUUUCAGAUCAGGCUGUUAAAAUAUAUGUGUAAUUCGUUAUAAUUUAACAGAAAACAAAAUACAUUAUAUGUUUUUAUUAAGCACAAACUCGAAUAGAGAAUAUCUAUUUGGAAUAAAAUUUUUAUAUCAACUACAUAAUACAUAAAGAAAGUGUAAUAUACAUUUGCUUAAUAAGAAUAUAUUUUACAUACACUAAGAUUUGAAAUUCUUAAAAUUUAAAUUUAAAUUUGCUUAAAAGUCUUGCUCAUUAUCUGUUCUAUAUAUAUUUAUACUGAUAUAGUUGGAACUAAAUAAAGCGGAUUGGAAACAUGGAACGUUUACCAUUACCCAAAGCAUUAGAACCAUUAGCGUGGCUAGAAGGAACAUGGCGAACAGACAAUUAUGGCAACGGCAAAUAUCCGACUAUUGAAAAUUUUAAAUAUUAUGAGGAGAUAAGUUUUACAUACAUAGGACAACCCAUGUUUAAUUAUACUGCUCGAAGCUAUUCCAUCUCAGAAUCAAAAAGACCAAUGGCUCAAUCAACAGGUUUCUUGAAAGUGAAUCCAGAGACUAAUAAAAUAUUUCUCAUCUUGGCACACAAUUUUGGUUUAACAACCAUUGAAGAGGGUGAAGUAAUUAAUAAUACCAUUAACUUAAACAGUACCGAUAUAUUAAGAAUGAAAGGGGCAAAACCACCGCAAGUAACACAGAUACGCAGAGAAUUCAAACUCGAUGGUAAUUGUUUAGAGCAUGUGUUUUAUAUGGCAACAUCGAAUACUCCAGUGCUGACUGAACAUUUGCGAGUAAAGUAUGUAAAAGUGAACCAAGAGAAUGUAAAGAGUGUAAAGUAAAGAUAAACUUUUAAAUGCACGUUUUAUUGUAUAGUUUUUACUAUUUACUAUUGCAACUUUCUGUAUAAGUAUUAUGAAUGAAUAAAAUUUUAGAAUAACAGGUA
This is a messenger RNA of Formica exsecta, 1250 nucleotides long. RefSeq names its product THAP domain-containing protein 4-like. The transcript is spliced from 3 exons. The record is from RefSeq and is a predicted model, not a curated record. Lineage: Eukaryota; Metazoa; Arthropoda; Insecta; Hymenoptera; Formicidae. The coding region runs from base 625 to 1146 and encodes 173 amino acids.